Molecule: messenger RNA, 837 nt
Organism: Macadamia integrifolia
Lineage: Eukaryota; Viridiplantae; Streptophyta; Magnoliopsida; Proteales; Proteaceae
Product: 60S ribosomal protein L11
Exons: 5
Coding region: 157-702 (181 amino acids)
Biological process (GO): translation
Cellular component (GO): ribosome; cytosolic large ribosomal subunit
Molecular function (GO): structural constituent of ribosome; RNA binding
Source: RefSeq, a predicted model, not a curated record
CGAGAACCAGUAGUAAGGGUAGUUUGGUCAUAAGGCACCGGUUAGCGCAAAAAAAAACCCUAGAAGGUUUAGGUCUUCUUUUCUAGGGCUUCUCCCAUUUAUCCUCUUCAUUCCCUCCCGAUCCACUCAUUGCUGCGAGCUCGGUCACUGGGAGCCAUGGCUUCAGAGAAGAAACUCUCGAACCCUAUGAGGGAGAUCAAGGUGCAGAAGCUCGUGCUCAACAUCUCCGUUGGAGAAAGUGGAGAUCGUCUCACCAGAGCUUCGAAGGUGUUGGAACAGCUAAGUGGCCAAACCCCUGUGUUCUCCAAGGCUAGGUACACCGUGCGAUCGUUUGGGAUCAGACGUAACGAAAAGAUUGCAUGCUACGUUACCGUCAGGGGUGACAAGGCGAUGCAGCUUCUGGAAAGCGGAUUGAAGGUGAAGGAGUACGAGCUCCUGAGGAGAAACUUUAGUGAUACCGGCUGCUUCGGCUUUGGUAUUCAGGAACACAUCGAUCUAGGAAUCAAGUAUGAUCCCUCAACAGGUAUUUAUGGUAUGGACUUCUAUGUUGUCCUGGAACGUCCAGGCUACCGUGUGGGGCGCCGCCGCCGUUGCAAGUCUCGUGUUGGAAUCCAGCAUAGGGUCACGAAAGAUGAUGCAAUGAAGUGGUUCCAGGUCAAAUAUGAGGGUGUGAUCCUUAACAAGUCUCAGUCAAACACUUAAAGAGAGAAAGAUUACAACUUGGGUCAAUUUAAUGUUUUGACAAACUUAAGUUUCCUUUUUGUUCUUUGUAGAGAGUGAGUUGUUGACUCUUGAUUUACUCUGAGAAUUGGCUAUUGCAGUAGUAAUUUUGUUUUA